Loa loa (African eye worm) is the source of this 1775-nucleotide messenger RNA. RefSeq lists its product as hypothetical. Gene Ontology annotation, molecular function: NAD+ kinase activity. The transcript is spliced from 10 exons. Gene Ontology annotation, cellular component: mitochondrion. The coding region runs from base 148 to 1053 and encodes 301 amino acids. NCBI's taxonomy places the organism in Eukaryota, Metazoa, Nematoda, Chromadorea, Rhabditida, Onchocercidae. The record is from RefSeq and is a predicted model, not a curated record. Gene Ontology annotation, biological process: NADP+ biosynthetic process; NAD+ metabolic process.
GCAUGAUUAGCUAAGCAAUUAUGAAUAGGUAUUUUAGAAUCAGUAUUCAAAAUUAUUUCUGAAAUGUCGUUUAUGUACCACAUGAUAUGAUUAACUAGUACAAGUUUUCAAGAACUUCCAGUUAUUCUAAUUAGAAAGUGUACGGAAAUGGUAGCUGGUGGAACAAAUGUUAACAAUAAUGAUUUCGAGUGCGAAGAAGACAAUAGCGAUUUGUGCACAAAAAAUAAGUCAAGGAUGUAUCCCGGACUAAUAUUCUUGCCAAAGCAUGUAGUGAUUUUAUCAAAGACGACUAGGUUGGAUUAUGAGAGGCGGAAACACCUGCAUCUGAGUCGCACUCAGUUUUGCUCACUGUUAAAAAGAAGUGGCUGGAAUUAUAAGGAAAUGAAAAAGAAACACACUGAGCAGCAGAAUUAUAUUCGUACUAUGCGCCAAUGUCUUGAAAAUCGAGGAAUUGAAGUGGAAAUUGUGACGCGAAGCGAAUAUACAAUGGAAGUAGUAGCCCAUGCAGAUGCUGUGUUUUCGGCUGGAGGUGAUGGUACUUUUUUGGUGGCUGCUGAAAAAAUACGUGAUCAUCGAGCUGUUGUUGGCUUCAAUACUGAUCCAAUGGGGUCCGAAGGAUAUCUGUGUAUAACAAGGAAAAGAACACAGCCAGUUGGUGAAAUAAUCGAGAAACUACUCAAGGGCGAGUGCAGGUGGAUUCGAAGACAAAGGAUACGUGUUACGAUAUUAAAAUGGGUAGAAAAUGACAAAAAUAAUGCGGAAUCUGAUGAAGAAUAUCAUGAAAAAAGCGACAAAUUACGUGAAGCCCGGUUGUUUUUACAAGAUAAUGGCUAUCCUGAGUAUCCAUUGUUAGCUCUUAAUGAUGUGUUCAUCGGUGAAAGUCAUGCUUCUCGGGUUAGCUAUUAUGAUGUUCAAAUUGAUGAUGGUACAGUGGUACGUCAGAAAAGCUCCGGUAUGACAGCUUGCACUGGAACAGGCUCUACAUCAUGGAAGCCGAUGUAUGGCCGUGUCCGGCGUGCAGUCGCGCCAUCGUCAGAAGACGGGCUGCAUUGAAUGACCGGACAUUUCCAGUGAUUCUUUUCACGGGAUGAAAAAGAAACGGAAUUACAACAUCAAUCGUGUUUCGGAGCAAAAAGUUAGCGAUUUGUUAUCCGUAAUGGCAGGUAUGAAUUUGCUUGCUGUUGAUCCAACGGAUGCUAUCACCCAGGAAAUAUGCAAACGCUUCAAUGGAAAGUUACUUUUCGAUCCGCAGUGUACAACAAUAGCAUUCACAGUUCGCGAUCCAGUAUUCAAUGCAACAUUCCCAGCUGGAAUACAGCAUGGUUUCGCUAAAAGGAUACGAGUCAGGUCGAGGUGUACUAAUGCUCAUAUUGUUUUGGAUGGCAAUAUUUCUGUACCUUUCAAUUCUGGGACUGAAAUACUCCUAGAAAUCCAUGAGAGUGAUGCAUUAUGUUCCGCUGUGUUUCCAUGAUUCUUUAUUGAAAGAAGCUGAAUAAUCUGUUAACUUAAUGCUCUCCUCUUUAAGAAAUGCAGCCCAAACUUCGAAAUUACUUGAAGUUAGAAAAAAUCCCACCCUAAUGCCAUCAUAUUGAUCGUAGAAUCCAUUCAUCCUUCAUAGUGAGCAGUGACCUCGAUGUCUGUUAGCACUGUUUGAUAAUCACCUCUUCACUAUGUAUGAAAUAUUUUCCUAUUUUGUCACAAUUGUUGUUGGUGACAGGUCACUACAUGCCUUUCAUUGAUAAUUGCAUUGAAUCGUGCCUAUUACAUAUCACCGC